CCAGCUUAUAUGCAUAUUUUUCGUAGGCCUUUAAUCUUUAUUAUCUUGUUCCACUUUUAAAGUAAUCCAUUACAGAUCGAAUUCGUUCUCUGUCUCAGCGCUGUUAAAGACAGAAUUAGUGUCCAGGGCGAAGAGCGCUCUAUCUGGUACAGCUUCGGUCGAUCUGAAGCUGCCAUGCACCACUUCCGGAGGCAACAACACUAUCGCCAAAGCACAAGACUCUCAAAUUCAUGUUCCAACACCCGUAAAACCUGCUUCACUACCGCAAACAUUGAUGACGACGAAUCUUCAUCAACUUCCAAUGAAUAACUUCCAGUUUCCUCAUACAUCGGGUGCUUCUUUUUUAGGAAUUAAUUCUGAUCAUUGUUUCAUAAUGCAGCCGUUUUUUACGAUGGGAAUGCCUGUGAAUGACGGUUCGAGCCCGCGUGACAUCUGUGUAGUGUGCCAUGACAAUGCAAGCGGUUACCAUUACGGUGUGAUGAGCUGUGAAGGAUGCAAGGGUUUCUUUCGCAGAACUGUACAGAAAAACAUGGACUACACUUGUCACAAGGAGAAGGUCUGCCCAGUAGAUCGAGUUAGUCGAAACCGAUGUCAGGCAUGCCGUUUCCAGAAAUGUCUUGAAAAAGGAAUGUCAAAGGUUGGUCGUAGUGCUGAAACACAUUUAGAAGUAAGUGUUCAUCUCUACAAUAGUCUUCUUCGUGCUGCAUUCACUCCAGGCUUCGAAUGUCCAACUCUUGACAAUCCUACUCUAUUAGAGAGACUUCGCAGUGGUUUAGCUGAUAUGGAUCCAGAGGAGCUUGCACUCCUUUCAGCUAUCCAUAUAGCUCAACCAGAUGGUCUUCAAGGAAACGACAGUGUUACCCUGAAACUCACUGAGUGUCUACAAGCUCAGGUUCGAGUUAAGAACCAGGAGAAGGAGAAUUCAAGCAAAUUUACUAGAAUGUUAUUUAAGCUGCCGUUACUCAACAGUUGA
This is a messenger RNA of Angiostrongylus costaricensis, 973 nucleotides long. The record is from the annotation of a GenBank genome assembly. Lineage: Eukaryota; Metazoa; Nematoda; Chromadorea; Rhabditida; Metastrongylidae.